Molecule: messenger RNA, 1199 nt
Organism: Dothidotthia symphoricarpi CBS 119687
Lineage: Eukaryota; Fungi; Ascomycota; Dothideomycetes; Pleosporales; Dothidotthiaceae
Exons: 2
Coding region: 365-1021 (218 amino acids)
Source: RefSeq, a predicted model, not a curated record
CAGGCACAGCGGUAAGGUAAAUUAGCCCUGCUUUACUCCCCUACCUUCUAUCUCGUAGUCUAUUUUGGGAAGUGUGGAUGCAUGGCAGCGCAAUGAACUCUUGAAACACACAUGCGACCCAGCCGUUUUAAAGGCCUGGUAUCCCCUCAUAAUUCGACAUCUUGCCGGCAAAGAACCAGGUGUUGUCUAUUCUUCGUUUCGUUUUCGUGUCCUUCAUUUCGAACCAGGGCUUGGUGCUGUGCGCCUACUUUAUAUCCACGGUCUUUGAUCUCUUCAGCCUGCUAUCGUUACUCUCUAUCAUAUCUGUAUCUUGAAAACGACCCACAAUCCAGACGAUACGUUCGAAAACAUACACAAAAACAAGAUGAAGAUCAACCCAGCCCCGUUCCACCUGGCGCAAGCCGUCUUCACCGGCCUCGUUGUUGUGCUCAGUAUUGCCAUUCUGGGAACUUCGGCGCACACUCUCGAUGUGUUCAAGAAGCAACAAACCUCCAACCCAUGGUGGUUACCGAUGUGGCCACAGCAUUUCGAUACCCAAGGCACGAAAGGCCUCGUCGCUUCAUCUGUAGUAACGCUUGUAUUCUCUGGAGCUUUUCUCGUCAUGUCUCUGGUGCCCAAGUUCGCCCUCCGUCAAAAAUAUACCCUCCGCGCGCUCCUAUCCCUUGCUACAACUCUGCCUUCUAUGAUCCUCGCCCUUAUCACCGUCAUCUGGGCCCAUAUCCUCAACAACAAUGCUCCUGAGUUCGAGACCAUCCAGACCUGGACCUGCAAGUACAAGAACGGGAAGCCGCUCAAGCAAGACAUUGCCGUAUCGUCGAAUGUGGGCAAUUCGAACUUCGGCAGCCUGUGUAACGAGAGCAAGUUUGCGUUGUAUGGGACGCUGAUAGUGUUUUUGUUGUUGGGUUUGAGCAUGGUGAUUACGAUGGUCACUUGGUUGGCGGAUAAGUGGGUAAGCAGACAGGCGAGGAAGGAAGAGGUGGCUUCUGUGGAAGGGGGUGAGAAGACGGAGAUGAGCUUGUGAGGGAGGGCAAGCUGAUUAGUGGUUGGAGGCAUGAUGAGUCUGGAGGACGUCUCGAGGCGUGAACGACUUGGUGCGUAUUGGCGUUGGGUUUCAUGAACGCUAUUUGAGAUACGGGAUAUGGUCCGAUAUGGAAGGAACGAUCGAAUCGUGUCGUCUAGCUAAUACUAUUCUUUUCGAG